Molecule: messenger RNA, 1070 nt
Organism: Peromyscus maniculatus bairdii (prairie deer mouse)
Lineage: Eukaryota; Metazoa; Chordata; Mammalia; Rodentia; Cricetidae
Gene: Ostc
Product: oligosaccharyltransferase complex non-catalytic subunit
Cellular component (GO): oligosaccharyltransferase complex
Source: RefSeq, a predicted model, not a curated record
GAGGGCGGGCGUGUUUCCGGGCGGCGCGGGAGGCUGGAGGUCGGAGUGCCGGCCCUGCUGCCGCAGCCAACAUGGAGACGCUGUACCGAGUCCCAUUCUUAGUGCUCGAAUGCCCCAACCUGAAGCUGAAGAAGCCGCCCUGGGUGCACAUGCCGUCGGCCAUGACGGUGUACGCGCUAGUGGUGGUGUCUUACUUCCUCAUUACCGGAGGAAUUAUCUAUGAUGUUAUUGUUGAACCCCCAAGUGUUGGCUCAAUGACUGAUGAACAUGGACAUCUGAGGCCAGUAGCUUUCUUGGCUUACAGAGUAAAUGGACAGUAUAUUAUGGAAGGACUUGCGUCUAGCUUCCUGUUUACAAUGGGAGGUUUAGGUUUCAUAAUCCUGGACCGAUCCAAUGCACCAAAUAUCCCCAAACUCAAUAGAUUUCUUCUUCUCUUCAUUGGCUUUGUCUGUGUCCUGCUGAGUUUCUUCAUGGCUAGAGUAUUCAUGAGAAUGAAAUUGCCGGGCUACCUGAUGGGCUAGUGCCUUUGGAGAAGUCAGUGAGUCCUGGAUUGGCUCCUGUCGAUGCAGCAUUAAAGGCUGAGCCAUUCCCUUGUGCAGUGUGGAAAAGAAUGAAGAGCAGAGGAAGAGCAGCGUCGAGUGACACCCUAGCAAGCAUCUGAAAGCUAGGACUGGAAUUCAUGGCAUCAGAGACAAAUUCAUUACAGUAUUUUUUCUGAUGACCUAUUCUGAUAUACCAACUAUGUCUAAUGGCAUUUUCUUCUUAGUUUUUUUAUUUGCUAAAGAAAAUAUACUCCAUUUCUAAAACUUUGGUAUUGAAUAAAGUGAUUAUUUUUUACAGCCCCCUUAUUAUUUUUUGGACAUGGUAUUUCUGAUUUUCAGAAAUUAAUGCAAAUCGAGAAGUAUAUCGUGAGAGCCGAGAUACUUGGACAACUGGUCAGUUCCUCCAGCGGUGCUUUGCCUUUAAAUGGUGUGUGUGGUACUCUGCCAUUUCAGACACAUAUGGGAGACUGUUUCCUAGACAAUAUGAUGUAUGGAAGGAGCAGAAAUAAAUGAUUUUUUUCUAAUUAA